Mesoplodon densirostris (Blainville's beaked whale) is the source of this 4860-nucleotide messenger RNA. It is a transcript of the gene COL22A1, whose product is annotated as collagen type XXII alpha 1 chain. The coding region runs from base 1 to 4860 and encodes 1619 amino acids. NCBI's taxonomy places the organism in Eukaryota, Metazoa, Chordata, Mammalia, Artiodactyla, Ziphiidae. The transcript is spliced from 66 exons. The record is from RefSeq and is a predicted model, not a curated record.
AUGGGCGGCCUGCAAGGGAGCGUCGUGGCCCAUCUCCUCUGGAUGCUGCUGCUCUGGAGUGGGGACGGCAGCUGUCAGGCCCAGAGGGCAGGUUGCAAAACCGUCCACUACGACCUGGUCUUCCUCCUGGACGCCUCCUCGAGCGUGGGCAAGGAGAACUUCGAGAAGGUUCGGCAGUGGGUGGCCAACCUGGUGGACACGUUCGAGGUGGGCCCGGACCGCACCCGCGUGGGCGUCGUGCGCUACAGCGACCGGCCGACCACGGCCUUUGAGCUGGGCCGCUUCAGCUCACGGGCUGAGGUCAAGGCGGCGGCGCGGCAGCUGGCCUACCACGGCGGCCACACGCACACGGGCGACGCGCUGCGCUACGUCACGCGGCACAGCUUCGCGCCGCGGGCCGGCGGCCGCCCCGGGGACCGCGCCUUCAAGCAGGUGGCCAUCCUGCUGACCGACGGCCGCAGCCAGGACCUGGUGCUGCCCGCCGCCGAUGCGGCGCACCGCGCAGGCAUCCGCAUCUUCGCCGUGGGCGUGGGCGAGGCGCUGCGGGAGGAGCUGGAGGAGAUCGCCUCCGAGCCCAGGGCCGCGCACGUCUUCCACGUGUCGGACUUCGACGCCAUCGACAAGAUCUGGGGCAAGCUGCGGCGCCGCCUGUGCGAGAACGUACUCUGCCCCAGCGUCCGUGUAGAAGGAGAUCGCUUUAAGCACACCAAUGGUGAAACCAAGGAAAUCACAGGUUUUGACCUGAUGGAUUUGUUCAGUGUGAAGGCGAUCUUGGGGGAGAGAGAGAACGGGGCGCAGAGUUCCUACGUCCGGAUGGGAUCCUUCCCUGUGGUGCAAAGGACUGAGGAUGUGUUCCCGCAAGGCUUGCCUGAUGAGUACGCCUUUGUCACCACCUUCCGGCUCCGGAAGAUGUCUCGGAAAGAAGACUGGUAUAUCUGGCAGGUCAUCGACCAGUACGGCAUCCCGCAGGUGUCCAUCCGGCUGGACGGCGAGAACAAGGCCGUGGAGUACAACGCUGUGGGUGCCAUGAAGGAUGCCGUCAGGGUGGUCUUCCGAGGUCCCCGGGUCCAUGACCUUUUCAACCGGGACUGGCACAAGGUGGCCCUGAGCAUCCAGGCCCAGAACGUCUCCCUGUACAUAGACUGUGUGCUGGUGCAGACACUGCCCAUCGAGGAGAGGGAGAACAUCGACAUCCAGGGGAAGACCGGGAUCGGCAAGCGCCUCUACGACAGUGUGCCCGUCGACUUUGACUUACAGCGGAUCGUGAUUUACUGUGACUCCCGCCACUCAGAACUGGAGACGUGCUGUGACAUCCCCUCGGGUCCGUGCCAGGUGACCGUGCUGACGGAGCCCUCACCCCCGCCCCAGCCGCCUCCCACCUCCGGCAGUGAACAAAUCGGGAUUUUGAAGACGAUCAACUGCUCCUGCCCAGCUGGAGAAAAGGGUGAAAAGGGCUUUGAUGGCCCAGUGGGACUCCCCGGCCCAAAGGGGGACAUGGGAGCCGCUGGGCCGGCUGGAGCUCCUGGACCCAAGGGAGAGAAAGGAGAUACGGGCAGAGGACCUUUUGUCCAAGGAGAAAAGGGUGAAAAGGGUUCCCUGGGCCUGCCGGGUCCCCCUGGGAGAGACGGCAGCAAAGGCAUGCAGGGGGAGCCGGGAGAGCCAGGAGAGCUGGGGCUGCCUGGGGAGGUGGGCAUGCGGGGACCCCAAGGACCUCCUGGACUUCCCGGACCUCCCGGCCCCGUCGGAGCUCCUGGUCUCCAUGGAGAACGAGGUGAAAAGGGAGCCCAAGGAAAAAAGGGGGAGAGAGGCCUGGAUGGAUUCCCCGGGAAGCACGGGGACACUGGAGCGCAGGGAAGACCCGGCCCUCCUGGCGUGCCAGGGCCCCAGGGAGAAAAGGGUGCCAUGGGGCCUGCAGGACCUCCUGGGGUACCGGGCUCAGUGGUGCAGAGAGAGGGCCUGAAGGGCGAGCAGGGAGCCCCGGGACCACGAGGUCACCAGGGCCCUCCUGGGCCACCAGGCGCUCCGGGUCUGAUGGGUCCCGAAGGCAAGGAUGGACCUCCUGGUUUGCAAGGUCUCCGAGGAAAGAAAGGUGAGACCGGCCCUCCUGGAAUCCCUGGACUGCUGGGGCAGCAGGGCCCCCCAGGACCACCUGGCGUCCCAGGCCCCCCUGGACCCGGAGGCCCCCCGGGUUUGCCUGGAGAGAUCGGCUUCCCAGGAAAACCUGGGCACCCUGGGCAAGUGGGACCUCCUGGAAAGGAUGGGCUGAACGGACCCCCAGGCCUGCCAGGACCAAAGGGAGACCUGGGAGACAGAGGGGCGGACGGUUUGCCCGGACAGCCUGGCCCGCGGGGUGAAGUUGGGGAGCAGGGCCUGGCAGGCCGACCUGGAGAGAAGGGACAGGCAGGGCUCCCAGGCGUGAGGGGAGAGAGAGGAGACCAGGGAGAGAAAGGGGAACUGGGACUCCCGGGACCGAAAGGUGACCGAGGUGCAAAGGGUGACACGGGUCCAGCAGGCCCCCCGGGAUUACCUGGAACUACGUCCUUGUUCACGCCGCACCCAGGGAUGCCAGGAGAACAAGGGCCCAAAGGAGAGAAGGGCAAUCCCGGCGCGCCUGGGGAGGCGGGAUCACAGGGUCAUCCUGGAGAACUGGGGCCUCGGGGACCCAUUGGACCACCGGGUGCCAAGGGACAGGAAGGCGCGCAGGGGCCGCCCGGAGCAGCUGGGAACCCCGGCGUUCCUGGACCUGUAGGUCCCCCUGGUCCCGAUGGCCCCCCAGGAAGUGUGGGCCCCCCGGGCACCAGAGGCCCCCCUGGGAAGGAUGGGGAGCGCGGUGAGAAGGGAGCAGCGGGAGAAGAAGGAAGCCCAGGACCAGGUGGCCCCAGGGGCGAUCCUGGUGCCCCUGGGCUGCCAGGGCCGCCCGGAAGAGGGAAAGAUGGAGAACCGGGACUUCGUGGACCACCUGGAUCACCUGGACCUCUGGGAACUAAGGUAGGCACAGGUGAGGUCAGAGGAGGUCAGACAGACAAAAUGGGAGGCCAGUGUGUGAGGGGGGACCGUGGUGCACCUGGGAUCCCUGGCUCUCCUGGCAACCGCGGAGACCCGGGCAUUGGGGUCACUGGCCCUCCUGGCCCCUCUGGACCACCAGGAGAAAAAGGGCCUCAGGGAUCUCGAGGCCCACCUGGAUUCCCCGGUCCCCAGGGACCAGCUGGCCAAGACGGUGUACCUGGAAAUCCAGGAGAAAGAGGCCCUCCUGGCAAACCAGGCCCCUCUUCACUACUGUCUCCAGGGGACAUAAAUCUCUUGGUUAAGGAUGUGUGCAAUGACUGUCCCCCAGGUCCCCCAGGCCUCCCUGGUCUGCCAGGUUUUAAAGGGGACAAAGGUCUCCCGGGAAAGCCAGGGAGAGAAGGCACAGAAGGGAAAAAGGGAGAUGCUGGACCCAGAGGCCUCCCAGGACCCCCAGGAAUAGGUGGACCACAGGGAAAUAAAGGAGAACGUGGUGCAGAUGGUGAGAUUGGACAGAAAGGUGAUCAGGGUCAUCCAGGAGUUCCAGGUUUCAUGGGGCCCCCAGGGAACCCUGGGCCACCGGGAACAGCUGGAAUUGCCGGAGCUGCAGGACCGCCAGGAAUCCAAGGAUCCCCAGGGAAAGAAGGCCCUCCUGGCCCCCAAGGCCCAUCUGGAUUACCCGGAAUCCCAGGAGAAGAAGGCAGAGAAGGCAGAGAUGGAAAACCAGGGCCCCCCGGAGAGCCGGGCAAAACAGGAGAGCCAGGUCUGCCAGGACCGGAGGGUGCCCGCGGUCCCCCUGGCUUCAAGGGACACACCGGCGACUCUGGCCACCCUGGCCCCCGGGGAGAGCCUGGGGCCACGGGGCCCCCUGGCCGGGAAGGGUCACCAGGAAAAGAUGGUGACAUUGGACCCACAGGGCCACAGGGUCCCCGAGGACUGAGGGGCUUACCGGGUGAGAACGGAUCGCCUGGAUCCCCAGGAAACCAUGGUACUCCAGGCAGUCCCGGCCAGAAGGGAACCAGAGGAGACAACGGCAGCCCCGGGCUCCCUGGCUUCCUGGGUCCCCGUGGGCCGCAGGGUGAGCCGGGAGAGAAGGGAGUCCCAGGCAAGGAGGGGACCCCUGGGAAGCCGGGAGAGCCGGGCCCCAGAGGAGAAAGGGGAGAUCCUGGCAUCAAAGGUGACAAAGGACCUCCCGGUGGGAAGGGCCAGCCUGGAGACCCUGGGAUCCCAGGCCACAAAGGUCACACAGGCCUAAUGGGCCCCCAGGGACUACCUGGGGAGAAUGGGCCGGCCGGGCCGCCGGGGCCCCCGGGCCAGCCAGGAUUUCCAGGACUGAGGGGGGAGUCUCCAUCCAUGGACAUCCUGCGGCGGUUCAUCCAAGAAGAAGUGGAGAAGCAGCUGGAAACCAGACUCGCCUACCUCCUGGCCCAGAUGCCCUCAGCACACACCAAGCCCUCUCAAGGCAGACCCGGGCCCCCAGGGCCCCCUGGAAAAGAUGGGCUUCCAGGUCGGGCAGGCCCCAUGGGGGAGCCAGGACGGCCUGGGCAGGGGGGUCUGGAGGGACCCUCUGGGCCCAUAGGUCCCAAAGGUGAGCGAGGAGCCAGAGGUGACCCAGGUGAACCUGGAGUUGGCCUCCGAGGCGAGGUGGGACCCGCCGGGAUCCCAGGUCAACCCGGGGAACCUGGCUACGCUAAAGAUGGGCUCCCCGGGGGUCCCGGUCCUCAAGGGGAGACAGGACCAGCUGGACACCCUGGCCCCCCAGGACCCCCCGGCCCCCCUGGCCAGUGUGACCCCUCCCAGUGUGCCUACUUCGCCAGCCUCACUGCUGCUCGACCUGGUAACGUGAAGGGCCCCUAG